UUAGUCGCAACAAGUACGGUUGACGAAGAACAACAAGUCGGAACGAGGAGAAGCAACAAAAAAAUUUAAAAUAAAUUUAAAUAAAUAAAAUUUUAAGUGAUAAUACUGGAAAAUCAUUUUAAAUGCUGUGUGGUGUUGAAGAAUAACGGCGGCAAAAAUUGUAUAAAAAAAAUUAUAUGAUUUGUUAAAAAAAAGUAUUUUUAUUAAUCAAUUAUUAAAAUCAUUUUUAUUGAUAAAAGAAAAAUUAAUGAAACAUUAUUUCUUUUGCCACCAAAGUACGGGUGGUCUUUAUCAGUUAACGAAGCAAAAAUCAAGAAUAGCAAAUGCUCAUCUAAUGUUAAUAAAAAGACGGUAGCAAAGUGUUAAAAUUUGUUUUCAAUUUCGAUUUUUUUUUGAAAAUUAACCGCUUGAAAAUCAAAGGUGUAAAGUGCGUGCUAAUUUUCCUCUAAUAUACAAAAUAAUAAAAAAAAAUCCAACAACAAAAUUAAAACUCGACAACUUAACAACAAUUGCACAGGGUGCUAUAAGAAAAUCAAACAAAAAAAGUGUGAAUUAGUAUUGAUCCCAACCAAAAUAAUACACAAAACAAAAAAUAAAAAUAAGAAAUAGUUAAAAGAAAUAUCCAAGUCUCUAUCAUCCCAAAAUUGUUUACAAACUAAUAAAUGUAGUUUUUGAAAGCAAAAAGAAGAAAAAAAAAUUGUAAAAAUCAAUAGAAAAAAUUUGAGAAAUAUUCUUAUGUGAUCAUCAGUUGGCAACGAUUAGUUUUGUUUAACACUUACGUCUAAAAUAUUUAACUAUUAACGACACCAAAAUUAGCAGACAACUGGGAAUGGAAUAAUACUCAUCUUUCAUAAUCAAUACUACCACCAACAACAACAACAACAAUCUUCUCACCUUGACCCAUUUUCGGAAUUAGCAUUUCAACGACUUUCUUUCGCCAAGACUUGAGAAGUCAAGCGCAAUUUUAUCACCAACUAUCAUCCCUUUGUGCAGAUUUUUAACAGCCUCAUCAUUGAGUAUUACGAUCAAAAUAUGAUGGACCCAGAGAAUCAGUGCCCUCAAUAUGGUGAAGUCAACCAAUUGGGAGGCGUGUUUGUCAAUGGUCGACCGUUGCCGAAUGCGACACGCAUGCGCAUUGUAGAGCUGGCCCGUCUCGGCAUAAGACCCUGUGAUAUAAGUCGUCAGUUAAGGGUGAGUCAUGGCUGUGUCUCAAAAAUUCUGGCCAGAUAUCAUGAAACGGGCUCCAUAUUACCCGGUGCUAUAGGGGGCUCUAAGCCUCGUGUUACCACACCCAAGGUGGUGAACUACAUACGAGAGUUGAAGCAAAGAGAUCCUGGUAUAUUCGCAUGGGAAAUACGCGAUCGUUUGUUGAGUGAAGGCAUCUGUGAUAAAACCAAUGUACCCAGUGUCAGUUCAAUCUCGAGAAUAUUACGUAACAAAUUGGGUUCGAUAACACAUCAUCAUCAUCACAAUGGCGGAUCGGUGGUGACGGGUAACUCAGCAACAACGAAUGCCUCACCUCAACUCUCUCACACACAUGCCGCUGCCCACCAUCCACAUCAUCAUGCCCAUCAUCAUGGUCAUCAUGCGUCAUCACAUGCCGCAGUCACAGCAGUAGCAGCAGUAUCGGCCCACCACAAUCAUGCCGCAGCGGCGGUAGCCGCCCAUGCUCAUCAUCCCCACUUGUAUUAUCAACCCUACAGUGCGUAUAAUAUGAAAUCAGCUGUGUCUUGUGGUAGUCCCUCACCGCCACAAUCGGGAUCAACACAGUCACAUCAAAUGCGAUCAGCUGCAGCCGCAGCAGCUGCUGCCCAUGGUUGGCCCUCCUCCCACACAGUCAGUGAUAUACUAGCUCAUCAUCAGGCUGUAGCUUUAAGGGCCAGUUGUCAAGUAGGCAAUCCAGUUGGCGGUACAAUACCCUCGGGCCUGCCCCUGACUCAUUCUCCCGUCGGCGGAGCAACUGGCACAGGUUCACAGCAAUUGCUGGACUGUGAAAGUGCCUCAAAUUCGGCUGCUUUGGCUCAACAUCAAUUGGCCUCCACACAGGUGGCCGUUGCAGCCGCUGCUGCCUCACAACAACCCUACAAUUACUACAUGUAUUUUCAAAACGGUAGCAUGCAUCACCAUGGUGGCAUGAUGGCAGCAGGAGCCACCGGCUUAUGAGAACUACCCUGCUUCUGAAAUUUUCAAAUAACCACUCAUGUAAAACCAAAAUGAUUUAUUUUAAAUUGACACCAACAAUAAGGUUUAAAACCUUGAAAAUCAUUAAAUUUUGCAAUUAAAAAAAAGAUACUCCUUAAAAAAUCGAAAAAUCCAUCAUAUAAAAUUAUUAAAGAAAACCGUCGA
Messenger RNA from Calliphora vicina (urban bluebottle blowfly), 2346 nucleotides. It is a transcript of the gene Poxm, whose product is annotated as Pox meso. Gene Ontology annotation, biological process: regulation of transcription by RNA polymerase II; anatomical structure development. The transcript has 2 exons. Gene Ontology annotation, molecular function: RNA polymerase II cis-regulatory region sequence-specific DNA binding; DNA-binding transcription factor activity, RNA polymerase II-specific. NCBI's taxonomy places the organism in Eukaryota, Metazoa, Arthropoda, Insecta, Diptera, Calliphoridae. The record is from RefSeq and is a predicted model, not a curated record. Bases 1033 to 2163 code for a protein of 376 amino acids.